Molecule: messenger RNA, 2276 nt
Organism: Cercospora beticola
Lineage: Eukaryota; Fungi; Ascomycota; Dothideomycetes; Mycosphaerellales; Mycosphaerellaceae
Product: BTB/POZ domain-containing protein
Molecular function (GO): protein binding
Source: RefSeq, a predicted model, not a curated record
UCACCUUCCUAGUCGCUGCUCGGAGCUUAUAUCUACGAUAGCCGCCCGUCAUCGCCAUCCUGCUGACAUACUGUUUCCAUCACGACUGUUUGCCCAAAGGCAAGGCUGUUGCAUCUGCAGAACCGCGCGUAAGACAAAUUCUGCACCGUUGUCGGCGUGUCGAGCUCGCUUCUGUUAGCGACGACCGGACCACUUUCGCCCUUCAUCGGCUCGCCAAAGACCAAGGGCACUGCUGCAGCUGUCCAACGUGUCGCAAGACCUCAACGCUCGAUGGCGAUGUCGCCGAGCACGCAGGAUUCGAGCUCUGGAAGAGAGCUUAUGAAUGCUCUGUCUGCGCUUCAUCUCAAUGGCAAAUUCUCAGACUUGACCAUCACAUGCAACUACAAACAGUGGGCCGUGCACAAGGCUAUCGUUUGUUCUCGCAGUGGCUUCUUUGACGGCGCAUGUUCACAUCAAUUCCGCGAAGCCAACACUGGGGUCAUCGAUUUGAGCGAAGAUGAUGAAGAUGCAGUCGGGCAAAUGAUCCAUUAUUUGUAUCAUCUUGACUACUUGAACGAAGAGCCACAGCAGCGACCUGCCGAAAUGUUUCGCCACCGAGCAUACACCCAUCGCAAAGCAACGCCGAGCAAGAUUGAUUUCUCUCAAAUCGAAGACCCUCUGCUUGCUCAAGCGGGCUUCUACGACAAACAAGAUUCACCUUCACGCUCGCGAACGAAUAGCAUUUCUGCAAAACAGCCGCCGACGACUGCGCAUCGACCUGACACUCCACAACAAGGCAACCAGCACGACGAUCAAGUAGGAUAUGCAGAAGAUUACGACGACACCGAGUCCGAAUCGCAUCUGGUGCUGCAUACACAAGUGUACGCGUUGGGCGAGAAAUACGACAUUCCGUCACUGAAACAGCUUGCAAAGCAAAAGUUCGAAAUGGCAGCAGCGUGCUACUACGAUGCUCCCGAGCUUGCGGAGGCGAUCGAAUUGGUCUAUCAGUCAACAGUAGACACCGACAGAGGCCUACGAGACAUUGUCCUGCAACUCUUCCGAAGACAUCCUCAACUAGCAAACACACAAGACAUCUAUGCUGUGAUAAAAGAGACGCCCGGCUUGGCACUUGACCUCUGGAAAGUCGAACGUGGCCUGCUGUGACGCGAGCCAAGCGGUCGGUAACAGUGAGAAGUGAACGGAGUCUGCUUCAUUGGAUCCCAGGAGCAUCACGAGGCACGAGCAACAGGAUCGCGUACAGCAUUGCGUGGCGAUGCAUGUCAGAUCAAUGCGAAUGACCUGUCACAUUCGGCUCCCACGCCGAUUUGGACCCGCAAAGACGCCUUACCGAGAUGCCUCGAGCAUGGAAGCGACACGGCAGGCCACGGCAGCUAGCCGAUGCGAACUACGGCGGCCUGCACAACAAGCGACGGUGGCUCGUAGCCUGCUGCAGUACACCCACAGGUUGCUACGGGCGACUGACUUCAAACAGCGUGACCACCGCCCGCUUGGCUCUGGACAUGAGUGAAGCGGUCACGAGACGGAAUCCCUUUACGGAGUGCGGAGCCCUCAAACAGGACUGCUGGAGGCAAGAGGCAACUCAUUCUAGCUUCAACUCGUCCUGUUCGAAGCACUCGUUGCCUCAAACAUCCCACGUCCACCUCAGCUGGACCUUCAUGAUCAGCCGAGAUGAGAGCCGCCUCCUCGAAGCUCUUAUGAAAUUGCGAAACUACAAGUCUUCACCGGCGCCGUUACUCCCAUGUACCAACGCGCAACAAUUACGCACCCGAAAGUGGAAGUCUUGCGAUGUAUAACAAAUAUUGCUCGGGACAUCGUGCGUCGAGACUUCGGCUCGGAUGUUACCAGUCAAGCAAGAUGCUGCAUGAUCUACACAUGCGUACACGCGAUGGCAGCGUUUCAAGUCACGCAUGCAAGAAGAGCCUCCCCAUGUUUGCGAUCCUUCUCGCGUGGCCGAUUACCGAGGCCAUUGCAUAAAACGUGGGAUGUCCAUCCCAUGAUGGCUGACUCCGACAUCAUGUCUUCGCAUCAUAUUGCGGAUAGAGGCAUGGAAAGAUCAUGCGGCUGCCGCAUGCUUCGAAUCGAGGCAGAUGCUUGCAGCGGGAGCCCGUGGGUCUGGAACCUAUAACAAAAAGCGAUCGUCUACAGAAACAACGGACAUGAACACCAAAGCAUCACUUUCCAUCAUGCAUCGAUGUUGAUCAGAUAAACACGCCAAAUUCUCGCCUUCGCAUUGAACCCGAGCCCCACUCACUCACGCCUACCUUCUCGUUUCAGCU